This is a messenger RNA of Racocetra fulgida, 625 nucleotides long. The record is from the annotation of a GenBank genome assembly. NCBI's taxonomy places the organism in Eukaryota, Fungi, Glomeromycota, Glomeromycetes, Diversisporales, Gigasporaceae.
AUGGUGCUUCAAUUUCGUGACUACAUUCCCCUUUCUCGUCCCUCUUCAAAUGUUGUCACACCUCCACCACUACCUCCACAACUAGGCAAUAAUGCUUCUAUUGGCUUUUUUGGAAUUCACGCUUUUUCUCCAUAUAACUCUUCACAGGUUCAAUCUGGCAGUCUUGAAGAUGACAGUGAUUGUUUUGAUGAUUUAUCUGUGAAUGAGAAUCCAUCAAUCGAAGUUCAACACCUUAUCUCAAAAAUGGAAAAUGUGAACCAUUGUCUUUUUGAAUACAGAAUUGUCAACCUCUCCGAAAAAAAUCUCGUAGACCCAAUGGAACCAUCAACUGAAGAAAAGUCAAAUACAGUGCGAAAAUCAAGAUGGGAAAAGAGCAUUAAGCCACUAGUUGACAAGUAUGCAUCUGCUAUUGAAAUUAAGUCAGCUUUUGAUGACGAAAUUCAGACACUAUCAACAGAAACAAAUGACCAAAAACCUCGGAUAUUGCUUGGUUCAAAUUAUGAUGGGAUUCUAAAAAUUUACGUGAAUGCAAAUGAAAUAGAGAUUGGAUUUUUAGAAGUUGUAGGAAAUGCGACGGUUGUGGAUUUUAAAAAAUAUCGUGAAGAUAAGGAGAAAUUAUUAAAGG